Molecule: messenger RNA, 2454 nt
Organism: Knipowitschia caucasica
Lineage: Eukaryota; Metazoa; Chordata; Actinopteri; Gobiiformes; Gobiidae
Source: the annotation of a GenBank genome assembly
AUGAGCUUGUCCGAAUUGACGGAAGACCCACGGAGCCGAGUCAAGUCAAAAGAGACCAUGGAAGACGACCUGAUGUUUGCGAUGGAGGACACGGGCAGCGCUCAGCGGCCUCCCGUCCAGAGAAACCCCCUCAGACUCUGCUCUCUGACCGACGAAGACGAGGACAACGAAGAGCAUGUGAUCAUACCGCUGUUCCACGACUCUGCCAGAGAGAUCUGUGACUAUCUGAAGAGCCAGGUGUACGGCCGCCAGCUGUCCAACUCCCUCUCCAACUCCCUGCCCAAAAACAGCUUCCAGUUCAAGCCGGACGUAGAAACGGCGUCGCCACGAUCGUACCGCAUAGUCAAUCAAGCCGCUCGGGAUCACUGGAAACAGGCCAUCGAGAAGGCCAGAGCCAGGCCCGACCCAUGGGCCGAGUUCCACCUGGAGAAGAAGGAGACCGAGCCCUGUGUGCGAUACAGGUACAACGCUGUCAAUGGAGAAUGGGCCCAAGACCAAGUCCACAUCAAGAUGGCCUCCCAGCCGUUUGGGAAAGGCGCCAUGCGAGAGUGUUUCAGAACGAAGAAGCUGUCGAACUUCUCCCACAGCAGUAACUGGAAGUCUGCUUCUAACUACGUGGCCAAACGCUACAUGGAGCCGGUGGACAGAGACGUGUACUUCGAGGACGUCCGGCUGCAGAUGGAGGCCAAGCUCUGGGGAGAGGAGUACAACCGCCACCGGCCCCCCAAACAGGUGGAUAUCAUGCAGAUGUGUGUGGUGGAGAUGGUGCACAGACCUGGAAAGCCUCUGUUCCACCUGGAGCACUACAUCGAAGGAAAAUACAUCAAAUACAACUCCAACUCCGGCUUCGUGCGCGACGACAACAUCCGGCUCACUCCACAGGCGUUCAGUCACUUCAGCUUUGAGCGCUCGGGGCACCAGCUCAUCGUGGUGGACAUCCAGGGCGUGGGCGACCUCUACACUGACCCUCAGAUCCAUACAGAGAAGGGCACAGACUACGGAGACGGGAACCUGGGAGUGCGAGGGAUGGCGCUGUUCUUCCACUCUCACCUGUGUAACAAGAUCUGUAAGAGCAUGGGUCUCACACCGUUCGAUCUGUCUCCGCCGGAGAAGACUCAGCUCGACUGCACCAACAAACUGCUGAAGUCCGCGGAGACAAAGCUCAGAGGCUGUGAGGAGUUCUGUGGUUCUCCUCGGGUUCGGACCUUCUCCUCUGGUCGCGCUCCUCCUCUGCUCUCGCGUCUGUCAGAAACCUCCUCUGUAGACGACACUAUGAGUGAUCCAGACUCCAUCCCCUGCUCCCCCCUCACCAUGGGCUUGGGUUCGGGCCGGUCCCCUCUGGGUCUUCAUUCUGCACCUUUUGAGCAAGAACGCUUCAACAACAACUCGGGAGAACACAAAGAUUCGGAGAACGGAGGAGACAGUGGUUAUCCCAGCGAGCGCCGGAGUGAGGGGGACCCCAAUGACCACGUGGAUGGGAUUCCUAUUCGUCACCAAAGAUACUACUCAGAGUCUGAUGAGGACAGCGUGAGAAGGGUAAAACUCCACCGCAGAUCCUCCAGCUCCAGCUCCCAGUCCCCGUCACUCUGUCAAAGCAACGAUCUGAAUUCUGAAGCUUUACUUUUCUCUUUUGUCUCAAGAAAGAUGGUGAUUCCUCCCAGAGCCGUUUCUAAUCUGAACUCUCCACACUCCCCUCACACUCCAGACUCUGAGGCGCUGACGGACGAGAAGUGGAGCUUCUUCCACUCGUCCCGAGCCCACGUGCACAGACCCUCGUGUGUGGCCACUGAGGUGGAGAGACUUAGCUCUAUGCUGCAGAAGAAGAUCGGACAGUCUGUGCUGGGAAAGGUGCACUUGGCCAUGGUGCGGUACCAUGAAGCCGGACGCUUCUGUGAGAAGGACCAGGUGUGGGACCAGGACGCGGCUCUGUUCCACCUGGAGAGGGCAGCUCUGUGCGGGGAGCUGGAGGCCAUUAUUGCCCUGGGCCUGGCCUAUAUGCAACUGCCGCACCACAUCCUGCCGGACCUGGAGAUGGAGGACAGUGCGGGGAACAGAGCCAGAGGGUUCCGGUACCUUCUGCAGGCGGCGGAGGCUGGAGACCGCAGCAGUAUGAUCACUGUGGCCAGAGCCUACGACACCGGAUACAACCUCCCAGUCGACCGGAAGCAAAGCUGGGAGGAGGCCAUGCACUGGUAUGACAGUGCUCUGAACAUGAUGGACUACGAUGAGGGAGGAGAGUUCGAUGGGACACAGGACGAGCCGCGAUAUCAGCUUCUGUCCAGAGAGGCCGAGAUGUUAGCGGAGGGAGGCCACGGACUGAAGCCGGACCCUCAGAGGGCAGGAGACCUGUUCACGGAGGCGGCAGAAGCGGCGAUGGCGGCGAUGAAAGGUCGUUUAGCAAAUCAGUUCUACAUGAAAGCAGAGGAGGCCUGGGCGCUCAUGGAGGAGGAGUGA